Molecule: messenger RNA, 998 nt
Organism: Solanum lycopersicum (tomato)
Lineage: Eukaryota; Viridiplantae; Streptophyta; Magnoliopsida; Solanales; Solanaceae
Source: RefSeq, a predicted model, not a curated record
UUCACAAGUUCAACACAAUUUCUCUUCGUUUUCUUCUUCUUGUCCAGAUUCAUGGAGUCUCCAAAUCUCUACUGCGAUGAGUCUUUUGAACCGAUAGAUUCUCCUAUUGACCUCUCGUCUAAAGAAGUCACGGAUGCUACUGCUGGUGGUGAAGUCCUUGAAGAUAAAGAUAGGUUUGUUGCACCGAUAGAUCCUAUUGACCUCUCGUGUAAAAAGGUUAAAGAUGCUGCUGCUGGUGAACAUGAAAAUGUUCUUGAAGAUAAAGAAAAGGUUCUUUCACUGAUAUUGACCUCUCGUGUGAAGAAGUUAUAGAUGAUGCUGUUGGUAAACAUGAAAUAGUUCUUGAAGAUGAAGAUGGGGUUUUCGAAGCGCUACCAAUUUUGAAUCAUCCGGCCUAUGCUGUCCAUCCUGAAAUUUCACAAUUGGACGAAGACAAUUUCUUCGAAAUGAAGCUUCGUAAUGAGAUGGAAGAUCAUGUAAAAGACCGCAUUAUUUCUGAUCCCAGGAUGAUGGUUGAACAUGUUUUCCAGUUGGGAGAAAAAUUGAAAUUACAGAAGGAGAAUGUCUACAUUGCUGUUCAACUCGUUAAUAAGUCACUUCUUGUUGGUCCAGUCAGAGUAAGUUUAAGCAAUUACCGAAAUCACCUUUUCAAUUUUAUAUUUGUUGAAGGAAUCAUCACCAUUUGUAUUCAACAGACCAGUCGACAUCUAAAAGAGAGAGAAGUGAAGAUUCUACAGACAAGUCUACGUCUAAAAGAGUGAAAACUGAUGGGUGAAUCAUUGUAGUUCUAUCUGGCUACAUAGUUUUGUUUCUGAAUUCACUUGCUUGCCAUCCACAAGUAUAAUCUCUUGUAAAGUUCCACAGGUAUACAACCACUAAUAAUACUCAUAUUCUCGUGCAGAGUUUCACAUGUAUAAAACCACUAAUAAUACUCAUUUUUGUUAUUAGAGUUGUUUGACAUUUGCUUUGCUAUAUCUCUGUUUUCAAUUUGUUGGAAA